GAUAGAGAGAGAGAAAGAGGAUGAGCGAGAAAGCGAAAGUGAUAGUGAGAAUGCUACAAGGUUGCAAUAGCAUGAACAAGCUCCGCAAGAUCCAUUCUCAUGUCAUCGUCAAUGGUCUCCAACAUCAUCCUUCCAUCUUUGACAAUCUCCUCCGCUUCUGCGCCGUCUCCGUCACCGGUUCUCUGUCUUACGCUCUGCUUCUCUUCGACCGUUUCGAUUCUUCUGAUCCAUCAACUUCGGCUUGGAACUCCCUUAUCCGUGGCUUCUCCAUUUCCUCUUCUCCUCUCUAUUCGCUUCUCUUCUACAAUCGAAUGCUUCACUCCUCUGUUUCACGCCCCGAUACCUUCACUUUGAGUUUUGCUCUCAAAGCCUGUGAGAGGCUUCGCUCGAUUCCGAAAUGUUUGGAGCUUCACGGUUCGAUUAUUCGAUCUGGGUUUCAUGCUCAUGCCAAUGUUUCCACUGGUCUCGUUCGUUGUUACUCUGCUAACGCGAGUGUUGAUAUUGCAUCCAAACUGUUCGACGAAAUGCCUGUGAGAGACGUGGUUUCUUGGAACGCUAUGAUCUCUUGCUUUUCUCAUGCUGGUUUACAUCAUCAGGCGUUGGGUAUGUACAAGAGAAUGGUAAAUGAAGGUGUGUGCCUCGACGCUUACUCGCUAGUUGCUUUGUUAUCUUCUUGUGCUCACGUUAGUGCUUUGAAUAUGGGAGUUAUGCUACACAGGAUCGCCUGUGACAUUCGAUGUGAGAGUAGUGUCUUUGUGAGUAAUGCUCUUAUCGAUAUGUAUGCAAAAUGUGGUAGCCUUGAAAAUGCUGUUGGUGUUUUUAAUGGUAUGCACAAGAGAGAUGUGUUGACCUGGAACUCAAUGAUUAUUGGGUAUGGAGUUCAUGGGUAUGGCGUAGAGGCUAUAUCUUUUUUUAGAAAGAUGGUGGCUUCUGGGGUUAGACCCAAUGCCAUUACAUUCCUUGGGUUGUUGUUAGGUUGUAGUCAUCAAGGUCUAGUUAACGAAGGAGUUGAGUAUUUUGAAAUCAUGAGUUCACAGUUCCAUGUGGUCCCGAAUAUUAAACACUAUGGAUGCAUGGUGGAUCUCUAUGGACGAGCAGGUCAGCUAGGAAAGGCCCUCGAGAUGAUACACGCGUCUUCCUGCCAUGACGAUCCUGUAUUAUGGAGAACCUUACUUGGAUCUUGCAAAAUCCAUGGUAAUGUGGAAUUAGGAGAAGUGGCCAUGAAGAAGUUGGUGAAACUCAAGGCUUUCAAUGCAGGGGAUUAUGUGCUUUUGACUUCCAUAUAUUCUGCAGCGAAUGAUGCCCAAGGUUUUGCUAGUAUGCGAAAACUAAUAAGAAUCCAUGAUUUACGGACAGUUCCAGGCUGGAGCUGGAUUGAGAUUGGUGAUCAAGUUCACAAAUUUGUAGUUGAUGACAAAAUGCAUCCAGAGUCUGCACUUAUUUACUCAGAACUCAGAGAAGUAAUCCACCGUGCCAUUCUAGCUGGUUACAAGCCAGAGGACUCGAACAGAACUGCUCCUACUCUAUCUGAUCGGUGUUUAGGAUCUACAGAUACAUUUCACAGUGAAAAAUUGGCAAUUGCAUAUGGAUUGAUGAGAACUCCUGCAGGAACAACUCUUCGGAUCACAAAGAAUCUGAGAGUUUGCAGAGAUUGCCAUUCUUUUACAAAAUGUGUAUCAAAAGCUUUCGGUCGGAAAAUUAUUGUAAGGGAUAGAGUUCGAUUUCAUCACUUUGCAGGAGCUGUUUGUUCUUGCAACGAAUACUGGUGAUAACAAUCAACAAUGUUCUCAUUCAGCCUAAAAAGAAUUAUCACCACAAGAUUCCUUAAAUGGAAAAGGGAGAGAGACAGAGAUGAGACAAUCAUUGCCACAUGUAUCAUCACAUUGCUAAUACAUUUCACUAGUGUUAUCUUGUAGUGAGGAAAUCCCAACUUGUUGUUUUUUGGCUGCUUAUCGUGUUGGAACUUUUGGGUCUGAUAGAUUAAUGCUAUUGUGCAUCAUGUCUAACUUUCUAUCUUGUGAAUGUUGUCGGUUUUUCCAAUAGUAUCUCGAGCCAUCAGUGGUUGUGAUUAAAAUUGUGGAGCCAGGUUUCUCUGUAUAGAUGGGUCAGACAGUCUGACAAUGGUUUACCUUGAUAUACAGAUUGUCAUUAUGAUUUGAGGUGUAGCCCCCUAGUUAUUUGUUUCUUGAUUUUAUAAAAUUUGACCACUAUUUUGUGAUUGGCAGAGGUCGUGAUUAUGUCCUGGAACAAGAAUAUAACAAAGACACGAAAAUCUCUGGGGAGGGACCAAAGAAAAGAAGCAUCCAACCUCCAAGAAAUUGCAGAAGGUGUGAGACUUGAGAGCAUUCUUUGGGAUUGCAACACUUAAAGAGAAGAACCGAAGCGAGUACCAGUGAUAGAGAUCUUAUCAAACCGAGGGCUUUGUUGAUGUAGCCACGAGUGAGAAUCAACUAAACUGGUUUGCUGACAGUUUGUAAGUGGUUUUGGCUAAAGAUAAAAAAAAAAACAGAGAGAAAACAGAGCUUGAUUUCUAUUUCUAUACAAAUCUCAAUUUCGAAACAAAGUGUAAAAUUUAAUCUGUAUUUGAUUUGAAUAAAUUAAAAAAUCAUUAUA
Messenger RNA from Camelina sativa (false flax), 2613 nucleotides. Lineage: Eukaryota; Viridiplantae; Streptophyta; Magnoliopsida; Brassicales; Brassicaceae. The record is from RefSeq and is a predicted model, not a curated record.